AUGACUCCGCGGUUCAUUGUGGGCACACUGAUCGCCGGGACCUCACUCAGCUUGAUGGGCUGUGGUGGCUGUAAUCAAGAUGCGCUGACCACGUGCGCCCAGACGUACAAUAGCGACCCGACGAUCUCCUCAGGGACCGAUGCAGUUUGCAAGACAUGGGAGGCGUACACCACCUGCGUCAAAGAUGCAGGUUGCUGCGACUCCAGCAUUGAGACAGAAGGUACCAGCAAGGCCUGGAAGGAAUACUUGGACUCCCUGCUCACGAUGAAGGACACCCUGUGCACGGGCAACAACGUUGUGAGCAACAAGUGCUGUUCAGAGAGGCAGCAUCUUCGAGUGCUUUCAUUGUUGUCCAUCGUCUUUCCCGUCCACAGCUAUGGUCCCUUGCUUCGGCUUGUGCCAGCCGCGAUCUACUUUGUAGAGAUGUUUUGCAGUUGUCGCGCCAGCCGCACAGGGAUGCCGAUCAGGAUCCGAAAAGCAGAUCCCUUCAAUGAGGAGUACGGCCUGGCCGGCCGAGUCCAAGAAACUUUGCGCGAGGGCUUCGCGCUGACGUCCGAGACGCUCAAGGUCUUGGUGGAUUCCGAGUGCUCCAGCGAGGAGCAGGAGUCGAAGGCGAGGCGGCUGUCAACCGCAUACGCUGCCAAUCUCGCCUCCGUGCGUCAAGAGCUGCUUGCAGCCAUCGACGCAGCGACUGAGGUGGGGGAGGAGGAGGUGGCCAACCAGGUGGCGCAAGAGGUACGCCGUUGGGCAUGUCCUUCCCUUUUUCCUGAGUGCUUGAUGUAG
Molecule: messenger RNA, 783 nt
Organism: Symbiodinium natans
Lineage: Eukaryota; Dinophyceae; Suessiales; Symbiodiniaceae
Source: the annotation of a GenBank genome assembly